Molecule: messenger RNA, 7211 nt
Organism: Nycticebus coucang (slow loris)
Lineage: Eukaryota; Metazoa; Chordata; Mammalia; Primates; Lorisidae
Gene: LZTS3
Product: leucine zipper tumor suppressor family member 3
Exons: 6
Coding region: 3210-5321 (703 amino acids)
Biological process (GO): regulation of dendritic spine morphogenesis
Cellular component (GO): dendritic spine
Source: RefSeq, a predicted model, not a curated record
GGAAACGACCAAGAGAAUUAAAAGCACUUUCUGCCUUAAAAAUAACUAUAGAAGAUAAAGGGAAAUGUUGAAAUAUUCAGUAAACAAAAAGAAAAUUAAGAUAGGAGACCAGGGCGGCACCUGUGGCUCAAAGGAGUAGGGCGCCAGCCCCAUAUGCCGGAGGUUGUAGGUUCAAACCCAGCCCCGGCCAAAAAAAAAAAAAAAAAACAGGAGACCAACACAUAGGCUCUUAACAGCAGAGAUAUAACGGGUUAAAUCCAGCUAGAGUGGAGGCGCUGGAGUUCUUAGGACAGCUUUUGCUAAUGCUGAACCCUCGGUUUGGCUUGCUUCCCCACCCUAUUGAAGGCCAAGAGCUCGUUUCAAGGCCGACUCCUUCUCCGUAGUCCUAGGCGAGCACACCCUGUAGUGAAGCUGUUGCUUCGGAUCUAGGACGACGUCCCCAUUUCACUCCCUCUCACCCCGGAAUGCAGCGUGGGGGAGGUGGUCCGGCCUUACUCCAGGAGUCGGCACAGGAUGAAAGCGCUCAAACCCUGCUGGAGUGUGAAGUGUAUCUUUUUCCUCGUCGCACCUUUGGGACGAUGAGCUUACGAAAGAGCCGCAAGUUUCAUAUCGGCUCGGUUUGUUCGUGGACGUAGUUUCUGCCCCUCUACACUUCCCAUACGACCAUCUGAGGUCCCCGCGCCCAGGCGGGUCUUCCUUUGAUGGGGUCGGAUCCACCUGCGACGGCUCAUCCUGCCCCCACCUUGCAGAUUUGCAGGGUCUCAAGGCGUCCGCUGGGAGGCCACAUCCCACAGAGCAGCCACAGGAGAGGAAUGCGGCUUAGAGCUCGGAGUCAGGAUCUCCUUCUACAAGCCAGAGGAACUUCUCCCCUUCUCCAAAGAUGUGGGAUUAAGGGAGUGCGCGGUCCCUCUGGAUUUGUUGGAGAAGAGGGACUGGAGAAGAAGGACUGGAGCUGAGCCCAAAAACCGGAGGGGUUGGUUACAGGCGACGAACGGAGGGACUCCGGGAAGACUCGCGGCAACCUGGAGCUUGUGAGACAGAGAUCCGGCGCUCGGAGAGGGGCACAGUGUCCAACGGGUUAAGGCUCUGCGCCCCGCCUCCGUCCAGGGAUUGGUGGUCCUGGGGGGCGUGGCCAGAGGGCGGGCCCGCGUUUGCCGCAGCCGCUGGUAGGCGGGGCCCGGGUGGGAGCGGGAGGGGCCCGGAGCGGAGCCGGGCCCGCGCCGCGCGCCCCGCCGGGCGGGCUUCGGGCUGCGCCAGCAAGCUGGGCCGGUGGCGCCCGCAUCGGAGACCCGGUGCCAGACCUUGAUGCAGCAAAGGCUCGUGUGUGUGCGCGUGUGUGCUUGGAGUGGGGGGGCGCUGUCGGCCCCCUCGAUCCUGAAACACCGGCUUCAUCAGAGCCAGGAGCUAGGUGAUGGGCCCCUUCCCCUGCCAGUGCCCAUGGUGCCGAGGGAAGACGGAUCUCCCCUUACUCAUCCCAACCAAGAAGUUCUGAAGACCUCUGCACCCCAAAAGCCCUUUAAUGCCCCCAGAUCCCUUUCCUCCUCCAAUCCUUCUUCCUGGAAGCUCUACCUGAUUUCCCUGCCCGUAUUCACAUAUACAUUUGCCCUGCAUUUAUUUUCUUGAUGUCAAGACCCAGAGACCCUCCAGGACUCUGCCAUCUGUGCUCCUGGGAAACCUACCGGCCAGGCCUGGGGAGGCCUCAGAAUGAAAUAUCACUGGGGUGUCCUGAGCCAAGUGUUUUAAGACCUCCUCCCCCCUCUCCCCAGGUGUGAUCAGGGAUGCUGUCCUGGGAGGUAGCAUUUGGAUUGCUUCUAGAAGGCUGUAAGAAGGGCACAGAGAGCUCAGAAGAGGUUGUAUGUGGAGUGGAAAGGGGCUCAGGUCAGGGGAAAUAUGGGAUGGGCAUCAAGAGAGUGCCCUUGCAAGCUCUUCUCUGGUUCUGGAGGCCAAGAGGAAAACCAGGCAUUUUACCCAUAAUACAUUCACCUCUUACAAUGUCUGCAAGAUAGGUGUGAGAACAUGAGAGGAAAUACCUGCAUGAGGUUCUACUCCUAAUCAGUUGAGCUGAGAUUUACACUCAGAACUGAUGCCACUAGAACUCUUUAUUGCACUUGGUCCUGUUCAUGGAAGGAUUUUGGUAGAGCAGGGACAAGAUCAGCUUUGCCCUUUAAAAAGUGUACCCUGGCAGCUGCUUGGAGGAGAGAGUGCAGGUGAAGAAAGGUCAGUGAAGAGUCCCAGCAAUGGUGCCAGCAGGAGGGGCUGCUGAGAUGUUUAGGAGGAGGAAAGGGCUGGGCCUGGGGCUCUGAGACCCCAAGUAUUCCUAGCUUUGAGAGAGACAGAUGGGGAGGGGCUGGGAGGUCACUGUAGGUUGGAGGGAACUGCACAUGUGACCCCCCAGGUAGAAUCCAUUUGGCUCUUUCCUGACAGCUAAUGCUGUGUGUGAUGUCCUAGGCACUAAGGGCUGAGCUAGGCAGUAGGCUCUCAUUCCAGGAUGUUGUGCUACUGUAGUAGGCUGCCUUUGCAGACCAUGCUCAGUUACCUGGGCCAGUUCAGGACCUGACCCACAGACAAAACUCAAAUCCUUCCUCUUGGCUCAGUUCCUGCUUAUUAGGGAAACAUAUCCCUCUUCUUGUCCUGCCAGCUCCCUGCUGGGGUUUUGAGAAAAGAAGCUGCAGCAGCACAAGCUGGGGAGAGGCAAAGGGUGGGGAAUACUUUCAUGGGGUUAACUACGCAGGUUAUAAUUAUGACAAGUUCUUUGGGGAGUGAGACUCCAGGAAGAAUGUCUGUGGGUUGAUAAGCAAGGAUGCCCCCAGGUAGAUAGAGCACAGGAAAAGGAGGCAAGACAACGGUCUUGGAACUGCAUUUCUAUCCAGUAUUCUGGGGAUCUGAGCCUGGCUAGGGACCACACAUACUCUAGGGAGACGGUGGCUAUGGUCAUAUUCUCUUCUUCUGUUUUUGUUUCUUUGUUUGUUUUUUUGAGACAGUCUCACUUGUCGCCCUUGGUAGAGGGCCCUGGCUUCACGGCAACAUCAAACUCUUGGGCCCAUGCAAUUCUCUUGUCUCAGCCUCCCACGUAGCUGGAACUACAGGCGCCUGCCACAACGUCCAGCUAUUUUUAGAGAAGAGAAAACUGCAGUCCAGGAUGGCUCAGUCGGCUGGUCCAAAGUCACGCAGCUGGUUCGGGCCGAGCCGCGACUGCAAGAGUGAGGCACAUGGGCCCUGCAGACCGGGCCUCGGAGGGUCCCAGGCUUGAGGACCCAUCGGCCCCCCACCCCCUUGGAAAGUGCCCCCCUGGCUUAGUCAUGGCGAAGCUGGAGACCUUACCUGUGCGUGCUGACCCAGGGCGGGAUCCCCUCCUGGCCUUUGCCCCACGGCCUUCUGAGCUUGGACCCCCAGACCCCCGCCUGGCCAUGGGCAGUGUGGGCAGUGGAGUGGCCCAUGCCCAGGAGUUUGCCAUGAAAAGUGUGGGCACCCGCACAGGGGGUGGGGGCAGCCAGGGAAGCUUCCCUGCCCCCCGAGGCAGUGGCAGUGGGGCCAGCAGGGAGAGGCCAAGCCGCUACCCUUCAGAGGAUAAGGCUCUUGCCAACUCCCUCUACCUCAAUGGUGAACUUCGAGGCAGUGACCACACAGAUGUCUGUGGCAAUGUGGUGGGUAGCAGUGGUGGCAGCAGCAGCAGCGGUGGCAGUGACAAGGCCCCACCUCAGUAUCGUGAACCCAGCCACCCACCCAAGCUCCUGGCCACCUCUGGCAAACUAGACCAGUGCUCAGAGCCACUAGUUCGCCCAUCCGCCUUCAAGCCUGUUGUACCCAAGAAUUUCCACUCCAUGCAGAACUUGUGUCCCCCGCAGACCAAUGGGACCCCUGAGGGACGACAGGGCCCUGGUGGCCUCAAGGGCGGACUGGAGAAGUCCCGGACCAUGACCCCAGCGGGCGGGAGUGGGGGCGGCCUCUCAGACUCAGGCCGGAACUCACUCACCAGCCUGCCCACCUACAGCUCCAGCUAUAGCCAGCACCUGGCGCCCCUCAGUGCCUCCACCAGCCACAUCAAUCGCAUAGGCACUGCCAGCUAUGGUAGUGGCAGUGGCGGCAGUAGCGGUGGGGGAUCGGGCUACCAGGACCUGGGGACCUCCGACAGUGGGCGGGCCUCCAGCAAGAGUGGGUCGUCGUCAUCCAUGGGGCGGCCAGGCCACCUGGGUUCUGGGGAGGGCGGAGGUGGAGGCCUGCCCUUUGCGGCCUGCUCACCGCCCUCGCCCAGUGCACUGAUCCAGGAAUUGGAGGAGCGGCUGUGGGAGAAGGAGCAAGAGGUGACAGCUCUGCGGCGUAGCCUGGAGCAGAGCGAGGCGGCCGUCGCCCAGGUACUGGAGGAGCGGCAGAAGGCCUGGGAGCGGGAGCUGGCUGAGCUGCGACAGGGCUGCAGCGGAAAGCUGCAGCAGGUGGCCCGCCGCGCCCAGCGCGCCCAGCAGGGCCUGCAGCUGCAGGUGCUGCGGCUGCAGCAGGACAAGAAGCAGCUGCAGGAGGAGGCGGCCCGGCUGAUGAGGCAGCGGGAAGAGCUAGAGGACAAGGUGGCGGCCUGCCAGAAGGAGCAGGCUGACUUUCUGCCCCGGAUGGAGGAAACCAAGUGGGAGGUGUGCCAGAAGGCUGGUGAGAUUUCCCUCCUGAAGCAGCAGCUGAAGGACUCGCAGGCGGACGUGUCGCAGAAGCUGAGUGAGAUCGUAGGGCUGCGCUCGCAGCUGCGGGAGGGCCGGGCGUCGCUGCGGGAGAAGGAGGAGCAGCUGCUCAGCCUGAGGGACUCUUUCGGCAGCAAGCAGGCCAGCCUGGAGCUGGGUGAGGGCGAGCUGCCCGCCACCUGCCUCAAGCCGGCGCUGACUCCCAUGGACCCGGCUGAGCCGCAGGACGCGCUAGCUACCUGUGAGAGCGACGAAGCCAAGAUGCGCCGUCAGGCCGGUGUGGCCACCGCCGCCUCCUUGGUUUCCGUGGACGGGGACGCGGAGGCCGGCGGAGAGAGCGGGACCCGGGCCCUGCGGCGGGAGGUGGGGCGGCUGCAGGCGGAGCUGGCGGCUGAGCGGCGCGCGCGGGAGCGCCAGGGUGCCAGCUUCGCGGAGGAGCGCCGCGUUUGGCUGGAGGAGAAGGAGAAGGUCAUCGAGUACCAGAAGCAGCUGCAGCUGAGUUACGUGGAGAUGUACCAGCGCAACCAGCAGCUGGAGCGCCGGCUGCGGGAGCGCGGGGCGGCUGGGGGUGCGAGCACGCCGACUCCCCAACAUGGGGAAGAGAAGAAAGCCUGGACCCCUUCGCGCCUUGAGCGUAUUGAGUCCACAGAAAUCUGAUCCUCGACCUGGGCACGUGGCCUUCUGACAAAUGCCCUGUUAAAAGGCCAGAGUCCCCAGUGUCCCCACCCCUCCAUCUCUCUCCCCCAUAUGCCCCGUAUCCCCAGACCAAAGAGGUUCUCAAAGCAGCUGUGACCAGGCUCCUCCCUGCGACCCCUUCCUUUCCCCCAGUGCUGUGCCCUCCCAGCUCCAGCUGCCCCUGUGGGCAGCCCACUUGGACCCUCCUAGAAGGAGGGAAUGGGGGAGGGCAGAGUGAGUUGGGAAUGAGGGCCCAGGCAGCAGAGGAGUCAUGCUUCCUUUCUUGGCACCCACUUAGAGAUGGAGACCACAGGCCUGCAGUGCCAUAAGGUGCCCCAGCCCCUCUGGAGAGUCUGGGCUGCUGCUGUCCGCCACCCUGUGUCCAGUGAUGCUCUCUGUGCUCACCGCCUAGGCAGUGGAGGGGGUGGGGGCGGUAAAGGCGGAGCCCUGUUCUCUGAGGGGGCCUGCACAGGGUCUGCUGAAGCUGACCCUGGGCUCCUGGUUUCUUUCCUUUCUGCAGUGUUCUCCCUCCCUGGGCAGAUUGGCAGGACAAGAGGGAGCAGAUGGCCUGCUUGUGGUUGAGAGGGCUACCUGCCCAGCCCCUCCCCCCCAAGGUUUCUUGGGCUCAGGCCUCAGAGCCUGGCCAGGUCCUGAGUGUGUCCCUCCCUGUGUGUGUGUUGGGGGAGGGGAGGGCGCUAGGGCUGGAAUCUCAGCACCCAGGGAAGAAAUGUCCACUUGUUCUUGGGUAACUUGGAGGCUUCUCAGCUCUACCUACACCCUUUGGCCAGGAUCCUGCAGGGCAAUAGCCCCAUCUGCUUGGCUAACCCCACACCUAGGGUCACUGUUCAGCUCUAACUGCAGCUAUUAAGUGCUACCUGCCUCUCAGGCACUCCACUCACCCAGUUUCUGUGAUGAGUGUCUGCAAUGUCUUCCCCACCUGAUUCCCCAGCCUCCUGCUUUCAUGCUCAGCACAUCAUCUUCCCAGGCCGCCUUGUCCACAGAGUCUCACCUUUUCUUUCAGUAGAAAAUUCUGCUUGAUCUUUGGUGCACUGCCACUACCCAGCUCCACUGACUGGCCCAAAUCUGAGCCCAGAGCCCUUGUGUGGGGGACGGGGGAGGGUUGGAUGUGAUUGCCCUUGAAGAAUGAGGCUACCCUGAGAGGAACACUGACCCCUUGGUUCCCAGGUCCCUGAGGUGGCCUAGCAUUUGUCCAGGGUAGGCCUGGCAUGGCCAUGAUCAGGGUCUAGGCUAGCUAAUGUCACUUCCUCUCUGGGCCCUCUCAGAGUCCAUCUCCCCAAGACAGGAAGGGAAAGACAAAUUUCUAAUUCACCAGCAAUAAAAAUUGGAGGAGGCUUGGCCCUCAGUCCUUGUAUUUCUCCUUUUCACUCUCUCUUUCUCCUACCCCCAAGACUAAGUUUGGGGAGCAGGGUGGAGAGAGCUGGCAACUACUGUGAGCAAGUCCCCCAGCCCUUGACCAGCCUCCUCCCAUGACUGGUGACUGUUUAAUGAGCUGUGCAUCCCCCACAAAACCAGGAGUGCCCCUCUCUGUGGCCUCUACCCUCUGCACAGCCCCUUCUAGGUGGUCCUCACCAGGUCUCUGAGCUGGAUGGGAAGCCAUCCUGGCAACCACUGCCCAUUCCACUCACCCCUCACUGCACCUGCCCCAGAACCUAGCCCUGGGGCACAGGGGCAGGGAGAAGAGAAGGCAUUAGUAGGAAAAAAAAUAGAAAAAAAUAUGAACAGACUUAGCUUUGGGAUGUCCAACCACAAAAUUAUAUAUAAAUAUAUUAAAAAAUAUAUAUCUACCAUAUGUGAUGGAAAGACUUUUUUGUUUUCCUUUCCCAAAGAAAUAAAUUGGAGAAAGCCUCUUGA